AUGUGGGCGAUUCCUUUACUCCUAGCCCUCCCAUGGGCAUCCGCCAACCCCGUCUCGGUGCCAUCCUCCUCCGCACCGAGCUCCACCGCAACCCCGACCAACCCCAACCCUAAACCCCUCCUCAGCGACUUCGACGCCCUCGGCGCGUGGUUCGACGGCGUCGCCUCCAUCCGCCCCUCCCACCACCCAAACCUAACCAACACCGAAACCGCAAAAUUAAAAAACACCUCCAUCGCCAUAAUCGGCGGCGGCAUCUCGGGCCUCUCCACAGCGCUCUUCCUCGACUCCGUGGGUGUGCAUAACUGGGAGAUCAUUGAGGCGAGCGAGCGUGUUGGUGGCCGGUUCAGGACCAAGUAUGUGGGUAAUUCGAGUGAGUGGGCGGAGAUGGGGCCGAUGAGGUUGCCGUAUCGCGUGCGGUGGGAUGAUGGGGAGGUGCUGGAGUAUAGUGAUCAUGCGAUGGUUUGGGAUUUGGUCGAGAAGCUAAAUAACAUGAAUAACGGGGACGAGAAGUUGAAGGUGGAUUUCAUUCCGUGGGUGCAGCAUCAUGAGAAUGAACUCAUCGCGCAGGAUACAAAGCGCCAUCCUGAUGGGUCUAUCCCAACCCGCGGCGAGAUCGAGGCCAAUCCAUCCCUCGAAGAGUCCAGUGGUGUGUCCACAGAACAAUAUACAACCACCCAAAAUCACAUGGACGCAAUCCUAAAAGACAAACCCACCCUGAAAUCCAUCCAACGCGACCCCUGGCGCGCCCACAAGAAAGCCAUGGACGCCGGCCUCGACGACUGGAGCCAGCAAGCCAUGAUGCGGCACGUCUUCGGGGCCUCUGAGAACGUCACCGAUCAGAUCUGGACAGACACUGAUUACGACGUGUUCUGGGACGAGCUGCAUCAUAAUUCGAACCUUGGCUUAGAUGGGAGUAAGGGGAGUAUGGGGGAGACGGAGUGGAUGUGUAUUGAGGGGGGGUUUGAUCGGUUGAGUGAGGCUUUUGUUCCGCAUGUUAGGGAUCGGUUGAUGCUCAAUCGGAAGAUUCGCAAAGUCGAACCUGUUACGGAUGUCGAUGGGAAGACGAAGACGAAACUAUCCUGGUAUCCAAGCGUCUCAAAUCGCACCUUCGAGUCAAAGGAAUACGACUACACAAUCAUGGCCAUCCCCUUCACGCAAACCCGCUUUAUGGACCUCCCAACUUACACCUCCGUGCUUGACCGCGCAAUCAGCGAAGCAGGCCUGCGCUUCAAAUCAGCCUGCAAAGUCGCGCUACUCUUCUCGGAGCGGUUCUGGGAAAAGGGUGAUAAGCCGAUUUUCGGCGGAUACUCCAAGCCUCCGAGUAAUGCUAUGGGCGCGUUAUACUAUCCUGUCUAUGGACAUAAUGAGUCGAGGCCGGGUGUCAUUAUCCAAUAUCGUGGUGGUGAUUGGUCGGAUCGGUUGGUCUCCUUCUCGGACGAGGAAUACGUCCAGUCUGUUCUUGAUGCGGUAGUCAGUCUGCACGGCGACCAAGCCCGCGACUAUUACACAGGCGACUACGAAAAACUCUGCUGGUUAGAGGACCCGCACACAGCGACGUCCUGGUGCAGACCGGAUGUCGAGCAGCAUAAGUUGUAUAUCCCCGCUUAUCAUGUCACCGAGCAUAACACGGUUUUCAUCGGGGAGCAUACGGCGCCGACGCAUGCGUGGGUUAGUAGUAGUUUGCAUAGUGCUGUUAGAGGCGUUGUGCAAGUGUUACUGGAUUUGGGGUUGGUGAAUGAGGCGAAGGGGGUUAAUGAGGAGUGGAUGGGGAGGUGGAUUGAGCGGGAUUAA
Messenger RNA from Aspergillus glaucus CBS 516.65, 1791 nucleotides. Its product is annotated as flavin monoamine oxidase family protein. The transcript has a single exon. NCBI's taxonomy places the organism in Eukaryota, Fungi, Ascomycota, Eurotiomycetes, Eurotiales, Aspergillaceae. The record is from RefSeq and is a predicted model, not a curated record. Gene Ontology annotation, biological process: amino acid catabolic process. The coding region runs from base 1 to 1791 and encodes 596 amino acids. Gene Ontology annotation, molecular function: L-amino-acid oxidase activity; polyamine oxidase activity.